Messenger RNA from Rangifer tarandus platyrhynchus (Svalbard reindeer), 1371 nucleotides. NCBI's taxonomy places the organism in Eukaryota, Metazoa, Chordata, Mammalia, Artiodactyla, Cervidae. The record is from the annotation of a GenBank genome assembly.
AUGGACGAGAUGCUGCUGCUGGCGAGAUGUCUCCUGGUGCUGCUGGUCUCCUCGCUGUUUAUGUGCUCGGGGCUGGCGUGCGGACCCGGCAGGGGAUUUGGCAAGAGGCGGAACCCCAAAAAGCUGACCCCUUUAGCCUACAAGCAGUUUAUCCCCAACGUGGCCGAGAAGACCCUAGGGGCCAGCGGAAGAUACGAGGGGAAGAUCACCAGAAACUCAGAGCGAUUUAAGGAACUCACCCCCAAUUACAACCCCGACAUCAUAUUUAAGGAUGAAGAAAACACUGGAGCGGACCGGCUGAUGACUCAGAGGUGCAAGGACAAGCUGAACGCCUUAGCCAUCUCCGUGAUGAACCAGUGGCCGGGCGUGAAGCUGCGGGUGACUGAGGGCUGGGAUGAGGACGGCCACCACUCGGAGGAGUCGCUGCACUACGAGGGCCGCGCUGUGGACAUCACCACCUCGGACCGCGACCGCAGCAAGUACGGCAUGCUGGCGCGCCUGGCCGUGGAGGCCGGCUUCGACUGGGUCUACUACGAGUCCAAGGCGCACAUCCACUGCUCGGUGAAAGCAGAGAACUCGGUGGCGGCCAAGUCGGGCGGCUGCUUCCCGGGCUCGGCCACGGUGCACCUGGAGCAGGGCGGCACCAAGCUGGUGAAGGACCUGCGGCCCGGGGACCGCGUGCUGGCGGCCGACGACGAGGGCCGGCUGCUCUACAGCGACUUCCUCACCUUCCUGGACCGCGACCUUGGCGCCAAGAAAGUCUUCUACGCCAUCGAGACGCGGGAGCCUCGCGAGCGCCUGCUGCUCACCGCCGCGCACCUGCUCUUCGUGGCGCCGCACAACGGCUCGGCCGCAGGGGCGCCCGAGGGGGCGGCGGCGGCGGCGGGCGGGGCCGCGCCAGGGCGCCGGGCGCUUUUCGCCAGCCGCGUGCGGCCGGGCCAGCACGUGUACGUGGUGGCCGAGCGCGGCGGGGCCCGGCGGCUGCUGCCCGCCGCGGUGCACAGCGUGACGCUGCGCGAGGAGACGGCGGGCGCCUACGCGCCGCUCACGGCACACGGGACCAUCCUCAUCAACCGGGUGCUGGCCUCGUGCUACGCGGUCAUCGAGGAGCACAGCUGGGCGCACGGGGCCUUCGCGCCCUACCGCCUGGCGCACGCGCUCCUGGCCGCGCUGGCGCCCGGGCGCACGGACCGCGGCGGAGCCGGCGACGGCGGGGGCGGCGGCCGCGUCCCCCCGCCCGUGCCGGGGGCGGCCGACGCGCCGGGCGCCGCGGGCAUCCACUGGUACUCGGAGCUGCUCUACCAAAUAGGCACCUGGCUGUUGGACAGCGAGGCCUUGCACCCGCUGGGUAUGGCGGUCAAGUCCAGCUGA